Molecule: messenger RNA, 3903 nt
Organism: Lathyrus oleraceus (garden pea)
Lineage: Eukaryota; Viridiplantae; Streptophyta; Magnoliopsida; Fabales; Fabaceae
Exons: 6
Coding region: 1-3903 (1300 amino acids)
Biological process (GO): DNA integration
Molecular function (GO): nucleic acid binding; zinc ion binding
Source: RefSeq, a predicted model, not a curated record
AUGGAGAACUUAAAGCAAGAGAACCGAGAAAUUAAAGAUGAGAUUGCUCGCCUGACCGCUAUGAUGGAGUCUAUCCUAGCUGCUCAUAAUCAACCUUCUCCACCUCCUGCAACUCCUCCUCCUCAGAGGAUUGUCAUCUCAAAGGUUGCUACCUCAACUGUGCCUGCUACUCAACCGGACUCUUUUGAUUAUGCUACUAAGUUGAAAUUCAUGAGACUUAAUGUCUUGAGUUACAAUAUUAUUUUUGAAGAAAAAAAAAUGGCUGGGAGAAACGAUCGUGCUAUUGCUGAAGCAUUGGAAUCCCUUGCUCAGGUGAUGGCUCAAACUGCACAAAACAAUCAGAAUGGGGGAGCAGGAGGAGCUCCUGAUGAGUUUCGUGCUUUGGGGAGAUUUCAGAGGAACAAUCCACCAACUUUCAAGGGUAGCCAUGACCCAGAGGGUGCACAUGAAUGGCUCAAAGUAAUUGAGAAGAUCUUCCGAGUGAUGGCUUGCACAGAGGCUCAGAAGGUACAAUUUGGUACUCACAUGUUGUCAGGAGAAGCUGAGGAUUGGUGGGAUAACACACGUCAGAUAUUGGAAGCUAUUGGUACAGAGAUAACUUGGGUUGUGUUUAGAAAAGAAUUCUUGGAGAAGUAUUUCCCCGAGGACAUGACUGUGGCAGAGUAUGCUGCGAAGUUUGAGGCGCUAGUGAAGUUUUGCCCCCAUUACAACCGUGUUGAUGCUGAGACUUCUAAAUGUCUCAAGUUUGAGAAUGGGCUAAGACCAGAGAUCAAACAAGGUAUUGGAUACCAACAGAUUCGUAAGUAUGCUGAACUGGUGAAUAAGAGUAGAAUCUAUGAUGAGGAUAGUAGAGCCCGGUCUGCUCACUAUAAGAGUAUUAGUGAAAAGAAAGGGAAUGGACAAUUUAGAGGGAAACCUUAUGUUACUCCGGCCGACAAAGGGAAGCAGAAGACUUCAGAUGGGAAGAAUACAAGUGGGGGAGGGGUUCCCGCUUCUGUCAAGUGCUUCAAGUAUGGCGGGUUGGGCCACCGUGCUAAUGAAUGUAAUAAUAAGGUUCUGAGAUGUUACAAUUGUGGAAAAACGGGUCACCGUGUUGCAGAGUGCAAAAAUGAUGGUCCGACUUGUUAUAAUCGUGGUGAACAGGGUCAUAUCAAGGGUCCCAAGGCAGAUAACUUGAUCAAAGGUACUUGUUUCAUUAACAAUGUUGAGUUAAUUGCCAUUAUUGAUACUGGUGCUACUCAUUCGUUUAUUUCUCUUGAGUGUGCUAUGGGGUUGGGUUUAAAAUUAUCUUCUAUGGUUGGGAGUAUGGUUAUCGAUACCCCGGCUAAUGGUUCGGUGACUACUGCGUUAGUCUGUUUGAGUUGUCCUUUCACCAUUUACGGUAAGAAUUUUGCGAUGGACUUAGUUUGUCUACCUUUGCAUCAAAUCAAUAUUAUUCUUGGAAUGAAUUGGCUAGAGUUCAACUAUGUUCAUAUCAACUGUUACAACAAAACCGUGAGGUUCCUAGAGUUUGGUGAUUGUGGAGAGCUGAUGUUUUUAUCCGCUAAGCAAGUAGAAGAACUCUUAGAAGAUGAGGCUCAGAUGUUUGCAAUGUUUUCAUCAUUGCAAGUCGACAAUGAGGUUGCAAGUGUUGAUCUGCCUAUUGUGUGCAAUUUCCCAGAUGUAUUUCCAGAUGAUAUUGGUGACUUACCACCAGAGCGUGAUAUUGAAUUUUCCAUUGAUGUAGUACCUGGUACUAAUCCUGUGUCGAUGGCCCCGUAUAGGAUGUCGGCUUCAGAAUUGGGUGAAUUGAAGAAACAGUUAGAAGAGUUACUUGAGAAAAAAUUUGUUCGACCAAGUGUUUCUCCAUGGGGUGCGCCAGUGUUGUUAGUUAAGAAAAAGGACGGCAGUAUGAGGUUGUGUGUUGACUACAGACAAUUGAAUAAAGUUACUAUCAAAAAUAGGUAUCCACUUCCAAGAAUUGACGAUCUGAUGGAUCAAUUGGUCGGUGCUUGUAUGUUCAGCAAGAUAGAUUUGAGGUCAGGUUAUCAUCAAAUUCGUGUGAAACCAGACGACAUUCCGAAGACUGCAUUCAGGACAAGGUAUGGUCAUUAUGAGUAUACAGUAAUGCCGUUUGGAGUGUCUAAUGCGCCCGGUGUGUUCAUGGAGUAUAUGAAUAGGAUUUUCCAUCCUUAUCUGGAUCAAUUUGUGGUCGUAUUCAUCGAUGAUAUCUUGAUAUAUUCUAAGUCAGAGGAAGAACAUGCGGAUCAUCUAAACAUGGUAUUGCAGGUGUUGAGAGACAAGAAGCUUUAUGCCAAGUUGUCCAAAUGUGAAUUCUGGUUAAAAGAAGUGAGUUUCCUUGGCCAUGUGAUUUCUAGUGGAGGGAUUGCUGUUGAUCCGUCGAAAAUUGAUGCUGUGUUGCAGUGGGAGACUCCAAAGUCCGCUACUGAGAUUCGAAGUUUCCUUGGCUUGGCUGGUUAUUACCGUAGGUUUAUAGAAGGAUUUUCGAAGAUAGCAAUGCCUUUGACUCAAUUGACUCGAAAAGGUCAAUCUUAUGUGUGGGAUGUUGCAUGUGAAAAGAGUUUUGUAGAACUCAAGAAGAGAUUGACGAGUGCUCCGGUAUUGAUCUUGCCUAAUCCGGAUGAGUCUUUUGUAGUAUAUUGUGAUGCGUCAAAGAUGGGUCUUGGAGGGGUACUGAUGCAAAAUGGCCAGGUCGUUGCUUAUGCUUCCAGACAACUGAAGGUUCAUGAAAGAAAUUAUCCUACGCAUGACUUAGAGUUGGCAGCUGUGGUUUUUGUUUUGAAGAUUUGGAGGCAUUAUCUUUUUGGAUCUAGGUUCGAAGUGUUCAGUGAUCACAAGAGCCUGAAGUAUCUCUUUGAUCAGAAAGAGUUGAAUAUGAGGCAGAGGAGAUGGCUUGAACUUCUGAAGGAUUAUGAUUUUGAAUUGAGUUACCAUCCGGGUAAGGCUAAUGUUGUAGCUGAUGCGUUGAGUAGGAAGUCCUUACAUAUGUCAAUGCUUAUGGUUCGAGAGUUAGAACUGAUUGAACAAUUCAGAGAUAUGAGUCUAGUGUGUGAAGAGACUCCUAACAGUGUGAAAUUGGGUAUGCUGAAGCUGACUAGUGGUAUUCUCGAAGAAAUAAGAGAAAGCCAGAAAUCUGAUUUGAGUUUGGUAGAUUGUCUCACGUUAAUCAACCAAGGUAACGGUGGUGACUUUCGGGUUGAUGAGAAUGGUGUGAUGAGGUUUAGAGAUAGGGUGUGUGUUCCAGAUGUGCCAAAUAUUAAGAAGAGCAUUCUUGAGGAGGGUCACAGAAGUGGGUUAAGUAUUCAUCCCGGUGCCACAAAAAUAUUGACAAAAUCAGCUCAUUUUAUACCAAUGAAGAUUAAUUAUUCUUUGCAGAAGCUGGCCGAGUUGUAUAUUGAUGAGAUCGUGAAACUGCAUGGUAUUCCUUCAAGUAUUGUGUCUGAUAGAGAUCCAAGAUUCACAUCGAGGUUCUGGGAGAGUUUGCAGACAGCUUUGGGUACUAAGUUGAGGUUGAGUUCUGCUUAUCAUCCACAGACAGACGGUCAAACAGAGAGAACUAUCCAAUCGUUGGAAGAUUUGCUGAGGGCUUGUGUGCUAGAACAAGGAGAAGAUGGGAAGGAGGUUCCCCUACCCCCCACUUCUGUUGUGAACAUUGCUGAUGUCAGCGGUUUGACCCGUAGUGGUCGUGUUUUCUCGGCGUCACUGAAACCCCAAGCUGACACUAGAAAAGCUGAUGCUGCUGAUAGUGCUAUAAGUCCGGUUGGAAAUUCUUCCAAUUCUCCGAAUCCGGCACUUGCUGUUAAUAGACCUGCCGUCGUUGUUAGAACUCCUGUCCCUGUUGGCCAAGAUGGCAUGAUGAAAGAGGACUGCAAUGAGAUGUUUAGGCUCAUCAAAAGGAGUUAA